CGGUCAUCAGUACGACACGCAGUUUGAUCCUUACGAGUAUGACCGAUUGUAUUACGACGAUCGACACGACGAUCGCUACGACGAACACUACGGCGACCGCUACGACGACCGCUACGACGUCCCGGAUGACAUGGCCGAGACAGAUGCGGAUUACGACGGAGAUAGGCCAGGGCCAGCUGCAGGACGGUAAGAGGAGGAUGAGACGGUCGAGCAAGGGCGUUCGUGGCGUCCUAGGGGCUCGGAAGGCAGACCAACAGGUGAGACAGACGGGAUCGUUGCUGAGGAACCGCCGACAGUGUUGCAGCCUACCUUACCACCGUUGGCCGAAAACACUCAGGAUGCAACUUUAUUUCCAGCUCCUGUCGUGUCCAAGGAGAUGUGUCAAGAGAUCGCUUUGCUGUUAUCAGCUGGUGUCUCGACGGACCAAUCGAAACUAGUGUCGAAAGAAUUUCCGUUAGCUUUCGAAGAGGAGAAUUUCACCCUUAAGCCACCGAAGUUAGACGGGUGGAUGAGCCGUCGCGCGCGCGAGAAAAAUACGCUCAAGACAGUAAACUCGUCGGAAGAAGCUCUGAUUAAAACUCAGCUUAAAAUCAUGGACAUCGGUCCACCGCUCAUCGAUCUGUAUGCGAGGGUGGUAGCCGUAGCGGACGAUACACCAGCAGGUGUUCGUUCCCGUCGUUCCUUACAAGCGGCUUUGCAGCAGUGGGGAAGAGCCUACGCUCACAUUUCCAGAAAGCGCAGAGAGGCAAUCGUCAACGCUACGGACCCCAGAGUAGAUUACCUGCUGAAAGACGAGACAGUCUUUACCAGGGGAAAGGAGGCCCGCGAGCACCUUUUCACUGGUGAGUUCCUGGAGCUCAUGCUUAAGGAGGCAAGCCAAGAUGAGACUCUAGCACGACGCGAUCAAGCGGCAGCUGCCGCUUCCCGCGGAAGAAGGAACCCGAUUCGUAUGGCCGGAUACGGAAAUUCAAGUGGCAGUUCCGCCCCUCGUGUUUAUGGGGACGAUUUUGAACCGACGGCCCGCGGCAGAGGUAGAGGCAGAGGUGGCCACGGACGUGGCGUCUCCAGAGGAAGGUCUCAGUCUCGCCCCGCGAAACGGGGACCCCGUUAACAACCGUGUUUCAGAUGGGAAGCAG
Daphnia magna is the source of this 1136-nucleotide messenger RNA. RefSeq lists its product as uncharacterized. Lineage: Eukaryota; Metazoa; Arthropoda; Branchiopoda; Diplostraca; Daphniidae. Bases 377 to 1111 code for a protein of 244 amino acids. The record is from RefSeq and is a predicted model, not a curated record. The transcript is spliced from 2 exons.